GUCAUCUUCUUCCUCUUUGUGCCGCCUGUCUUUACUCUUGUAUUCUAGUGUCCUCGUGGUACCCGUCACCAAUAUUAUUUGGUACAAGUCACUCUGGAGACUCUUCAAAGAUUCAUUUUCUCCAUCUUGUCUGUUCGCACAUUUAUAUCAUCCUGCAUGUUACAGCCUCUAGGAAUACCGAUAUCUGCAACAUGGAGAUCCUGUCACUCCUUCGCAAAGGAUCAUGGGUUGCACACCUUUAUACUCUUGUGAAUCCGACGUCAGGAAGAAAUACCGAAAUUUGCAUUAAUGAUACAAACCACAUCCAAAUCGCUGGGCCCUGCAAAGGUCUCUUUCCAGUGGUGGUCGACCUUCAUUGAAUUUCAACGGUCACAUUACCCUUCGUGUCGCUGACCGCGAUGACAUCCAGGGCCAACAUUCUCCUCCUUCGCGAACCUACGCCAUCCUCCGACACUGGCCAGGACAGGAAUGGAGCCAUCUUUACUGCAGCAAACAACACGCCUUUCUUGAUUCCAGUGGUCGAGACCGUGUUCUCGAAUAUCAAUGAACUCACAUCCGUAACAGCACAGGGCAAUUUUGAUGGAGUUGUCAUGACCAGCGCACGCUCAUGUGAGGCCUGACACAAGGCAAAUGGUGCAGCCAAGAACGGUACGUGCCGCAUUCACUUUCUCGAAUUUUGUUCUCAAUUUCAGCGACAGAAUGUCCGUUCUAUGUCGUCGGGAAGGCUACCAGCUCGACAUUCUCUCAACGUUUGAAGGAGAGACCGACGGGCCAUGGCGGAUCGUGUUCUUUGCACCGUCUGCUGCCGAAUUCAUUCUACCCUUUCUGAAGGAGGGGUUCGACGUGGAUUCAGUGAAUAUUGCUGUCAUUUGACCAACCACGCAUUAAUAUCAAAGCAAUUCAAUACAUGAAACAUUAUAGACAAAC
This is a messenger RNA of Guyanagaster necrorhizus, 927 nucleotides long. RefSeq lists its product as uncharacterized. Gene Ontology annotation, molecular function: uroporphyrinogen-III synthase activity. Gene Ontology annotation, biological process: tetrapyrrole biosynthetic process. The transcript is spliced from 2 exons. NCBI's taxonomy places the organism in Eukaryota, Fungi, Basidiomycota, Agaricomycetes, Agaricales, Physalacriaceae. Bases 399 to 620 code for a protein of 73 amino acids. The record is from RefSeq and is a predicted model, not a curated record.